Molecule: messenger RNA, 1879 nt
Organism: Cygnus atratus (black swan)
Lineage: Eukaryota; Metazoa; Chordata; Aves; Anseriformes; Anatidae
Gene: RAD21L1
Product: RAD21 cohesin complex component like 1
Exons: 13
Coding region: 1-1710 (569 amino acids)
Biological process (GO): synaptonemal complex assembly; mitotic sister chromatid cohesion; replication-born double-strand break repair via sister chromatid exchange
Cellular component (GO): cohesin complex; synaptonemal complex
Molecular function (GO): chromatin binding; protein binding
Source: RefSeq, a predicted model, not a curated record
AUGUUCUACAUGCAUUUGCUCGUGAACAAGCGUGGGCCGUUGGCCAAAAUAUGGCUUGCCGCCCACUGGGAGAAGAAGCUCACCAAAGCUCAUAUAUUUGAAUGUAAUUUAGAGACUACUGUUAAAAAUAUCAUCUCACCAAAGUUUACAAUAGCUCUGCGCACCUCAGGACACUUACUCUUAGGAGUGGUGCGGAUUUACCACAGGAAAGCAAAAUACCUCUUGGCAGACUGUAGUGAAGCUUUGACAAAAAUGAAGACAGCUUUUCGCCCAGGACUUGUUGACCUUCCAGAACAGAGCUUUGAAGCUGCUUAUCAGUCCAUUACAUUACCUGAAGAAUUUCAUGAUUUUGAUACUCCACUACCUGAUUUAAAUGCCAUUGAUGUUGCAGAACAUUUUACCUUGAAUCAGAGCAGAGCUGAAGACAUCACACUUACAGAGGAUUACGAAAGCAACAUACUUCUCUGUGAUAGAAACUUUGAUGAGGAACCAGAAACACUAAGAAAACAGAGCUGCUUUGACGGCAGCUUCCUAAUGAGCAGCAACAAUCUCAUGGCUGAUCAUACCUCUGCGAGUGUAAAUGGAGACAAGUCUGCACUGCAUGAAGAUGUUUACUGUUUUGAGCAGGAUUGUUUUGGAGAUGAGGAGGCUGGUGCAGAUAUGAUUGAAAUCCUGCUGAGGGAUGAGCAAAAUGGCCUAAUUAAUGACAUUCUUGAUAUGGAGGAAGAACUUCCUUUGUCACAAGAUCUUCCGGAGAACCCCAGAGCCAUUGAAUCCAACUGCGAAGACACUGCGAUUAAGACAGAAAGCCAUCUAAUGAAUGAAACAAUACUUUUGUCUAAAGAAGACGAAGGAUUUGUGCUUGAGCCAGUUGAUGAUACAGCUUUCAACCAGAGGAAAAAAAAUAAAAGAAAGAGGAAGUUGCUUGUGGAUGAAGACAAGGAGCUCAGCUGCAGUGCUAUAUACAACCAACUUAACAACUGCGUAGACAUCCUUGUUACGUUAGACCUUGCACCCCCAACAAAAAAAACAAUGGCAUGGAAAGAAUCAGGAGGAGUGGAUACACUCCUGUCCAACCCUACGCAACCUGUGGUUCAUGCCGAGCUACAAAUGUUGUUUGCAAAAUGCUUUGAGAGUCGCGGAUUUAAGAUGGCAAGAAACGUAAUGCAGGUGGAGUCUGAAAUGGAAGAGACAAGAAAAGAACACGAUACCUCAGAGAUGCUGAUAAUGGAAGAACCAAGUUACCUGCAGGAGUCAGCUCAUUCAGAGACCGAGAGAAAAAUUAGAAAUGAUUCAUUUGUAAUGACAUCACAGAGUAACAGAAACGAAACUGAUAAUAACUUUGGCGAAACUCUACAGGAUGCAACUGCUUUCUCUGAGAGCUCCUCAUUUGUGAAUAAUUCACUGGGCCAGGAAGCUCCGGCACAGCAAGCUGAGUUAAAUGAGCUAGCAAUGAAAAACAAAGACAAUGAAGAAAUUAAGCAGAGCAAAAGAACUCUUCAGUUCUUAAAAACUUUACAGCACCUGAACAAAUCAGGAGUGAAUUCCUUCAGCUUACGGGAGCUCUGUCGGAAAAAUAACCGGAAAGAAGUUGCGGCCAAGUUUUACAUCUUCCUUGUUCUGAAGAAACAGCUUGUUAUUGAGCUCGCUCAGAGCGCUCCGUUUGCAGACAUUACAGCCACUGCCGGCCGAAUGUUCGAUGCUUACUGAAAUCACACAGUAUUCAGAUAAGCUAAUAAAAAUGUUUCUGAUUUUUCAGAAAAUAUUUUUCUUGAAAAAAUGAGAGGCCUGUCAAACCACGGUGAACUAAGCAGAGCUCCCCUUCAUUUAUGUGACCUCUCAGGACUGCAAAGUAACUAGCUUGGCAGGUGUGCUGCUG